Molecule: messenger RNA, 2005 nt
Organism: Corvus hawaiiensis (hawaiian crow)
Lineage: Eukaryota; Metazoa; Chordata; Aves; Passeriformes; Corvidae
Gene: VTA1
Product: vesicle trafficking 1
Exons: 8
Coding region: 73-1002 (309 amino acids)
Biological process (GO): late endosome to vacuole transport via multivesicular body sorting pathway
Cellular component (GO): multivesicular body
Source: RefSeq, a predicted model, not a curated record
GCGGAAGCGGCGCGCGGCAGCCCCGGGAGCGAGACCCGGGAGCGAGACCCGGGCGCUGCCGCCUCCCGCGCCAUGGCGGCCUCGGCGCUGCCCCCGCUGCCGCCGCAGCUCAAGAGCAUCCAGCACCAUCUGCGGACCGCGCAGGAGCUGGACAAGCGGGAGCCCGUGGUGGCGUACUACUGUCGUUUGUAUGCAAUGCAAACAGGGAUGAAGAUUGAUAGUAAAACCCCAGAAUGCCGUAAAUUUUUAUCCAAACUUAUGGAUCAGUUGGAAGCUAUGAAAAAGCAAUUUGGUGAUAAUGAAGCAAUUACUCAGGAAAUUGUUGGUUCUGCUCAUGUGGAGAAUUAUGCCUUGAAAAUGUUUUUGUAUGCAGACAAUGAAGACAGAGCUGGGCAAUUUCAUAAAAACAUGAUAAAAUCCUUUUAUACUGCAAGUCUCCUGAUAGAUGUUCUAACGGUAUUUGGGGAGCUCUCUGAAGAGAAUGCCCAGCACAGGAAGUACGCCAGGUGGAAGGCAGCAUACAUUCAUAACUGCUUAAAGAAUGGAGAGACUCCUCAACCUGGCCCCAUUGGACUGGAAGGAGAGAGCUUUGCAGAUGCUGAAAGGGAAGAAGCGGGGUCAUCUUCUGUCCAUGGUGGAACAACUCAACCAUCAUCAUCAUCAUCAUCUACAUAUGAAGCUAACAACAUACCAACUAGUAAUUACACUGGCAUACAUAUACCACCAGGUGCCCAUGCACCAGCCAACACUCCAGCUGAAGUACCUCAUAACGCAGGAGUGACAAGUAACACCAUUCAGCCUACUCCUCAGAAUAUUCCUCUAGUUGAUCCUUCCCUUUACAGCGCUCAGUCUUCAGGAGAAGUCCGCUUGACUCCAGAGGACUUUGCCAGAGCUCAAAAAUAUUGCAAAUAUGCUGGCAGUGCUUUGCAGUAUGAAGAUGUGAGCACUGCUGUGCAGAAUCUACAGAAGGCCCUCAAGUUACUGAUUACAGGCAGAGAAUGAAGCUUUAAUCCACCAGAUUCAUGUCUUUCACCUAAAGAGCUAACAGUUUAUUACUGUACCUGUUAAGGAAGUGGAGUUACACAGAAAUUCUCAAUCCCAUCAUUCAUGACAAUGAAACCACUGUUUCAGUGUCAGAUUAGCAAUUAAUGGUACAGUAGGAAUCUCUGUUUCCAUUUUACAGACAGUAGAGCUUGAAACAUGAAUGCAGUGGCUUGCUGUAUACAAAAUAUUGAAGAAAGUACUGUGAACACCAGUCAAGAGUUAGAAUUCAUCUUGCAAUAUUUGGAUUAUCAGAAUUGGAAAAUGCUGACUGUAAAAAACUUGAGAAUUAGGAUGUUCUGUUAAAAUUCUUACUCUUGUUGUAUUAUUGCAAACAAUUAUUUAAUAGGUAUAAUAGCUUUAAAAUGGUAACUAAGAUUAGUGCUUUCCUUCUGAAAUGAGAGCAUGUGAGAAGGCUGACAGGUCCAUACUUGGAAGGACUUUCUAUACUUAAAUCAUUUCGGUAUUUGUAUUAUCUGAGACAUGAGUCUAAGUUGAGAAAGUCUUGAGGAUCUUCGUAUUUCAUUUGAAAAUGUGCUGGAAAAAACAUCUCUUGAUACUUCAGAGGGAGUUGUUUUGAUGGUGUUCCAAUCUAAUCCCCCACAGCUGUAUGGACUACUACAUGUAUUCUUGAUUAUUGGUUCUUGCUCCUUCUGUGUGAACACUUACAAUUUUGUAUAUGUAUGGGCAAUUAAGAGAAAAUACUAAUAUUUAUCAACAAGGAUCCUGAAAUUGGAGGCAGAGAUUCUAAAUAACAUGAGCUUUCAGGAAGACUAAUGUCAAAACUGUUCCAUCUUUUUAAGAGGCUGGAAAAAAGCUUGUUCUUCAGCUAUUAAAGCACUAUAGGUUUGUCUCUGGUAUUAGUGUCAUAGAGCUUUGUAUUUCCAACUAAUAUUUUUCCUGUCUGCUUUGUUGUGAAGACUUUUUGGACUUGGGAUUUAAUUAAAAUAUCUUGGAAACUGAA